This is a messenger RNA of Glossina fuscipes, 2825 nucleotides long. RefSeq lists its product as uncharacterized. The transcript has 4 exons. Lineage: Eukaryota; Metazoa; Arthropoda; Insecta; Diptera; Glossinidae. The coding region runs from base 252 to 2786 and encodes 844 amino acids. The record is from RefSeq and is a predicted model, not a curated record.
AAUAUUUUGUAAAAGAAUUUUAAAAAAUAUAUAUAAUCAAAAAUAAACAUAAAAAUUAAAUAAAUUAUAAUACACUCGUAUCCAGCUUUAGAUAGUUUUGCCAUUGGAUUUAUCGUUAUAUUAGUUUAUGGAAUGCGCUCUUUUGUACGUUGUGUCAGUUAAUUUCCAAGAAGGCCUAACAUAUUUCUUUGCAGCCUCCGUGAUUGCGUGGAUCUGUUACUCACCCCACCUAGUAAGAUCCCCUGACAGCAAUGAUUCUCGAUCGCAACAAAUUGAAUUUUAUUACGAUACAAUGGUUGCGACUUUUUUUUGUGGCAUUUUUCUUGGUCGACAAUACAACGACAUGGGCUCACCAUGCGACGGCCACACAAAAACAAACUCAACAACAACAGUCGCAACAACUACACCAACAGCAACAACAGCAACAUCAGCAAGAAGAAAACAAUAUAUCAAUGCAAGAUGUAACUGUACGUAAUUUUAGUCCACGCAUGGAUAACAAUGAAUGGCGACCGGUAGGCAGAGGCGAUCCUUUAAGAAAUGAUCCAACUUUUGAUUACAGUCCUCCUGCAUUGGAACGAGUACGUUACUGGGCCGAUACCGAAAAAGAUUUGCCAAAAACCGAAGAAUUAGCGGCAGCCAUAGUGGAUGCUAAGUUAAAAAAGGCUAAUCUCAGCAAAAAUGACAUACUUUUACUGGGUAUCAGCGGCGACGAUCGUUUCAGAGGUAACACUUUUCAACAUCAAACACCAUCGCAAACGUUUAAGAAUUCUAAAGGAGAGACACCUGUACUUCAGCCCAAAUAUACCUCAAUACGGCGCAGUUAUUAUGCUCAUCAAUUACCUACGCAUUUAAUGCCGCCCCCGCCAGUUCCACCCAUUAUGCCUACAUCUCAUACUAUUAAGCCAGCACAUGGCGAACAUCGUCAUACUAUGCCCAGCUUUAUGACUUCAGCUCCCGUAGCCCAUAUGAAUCCAUACUCAAAACAUUAUUAUUCGACUACUGCUACCGCGCCCUGGAUGCAUCAUGGAACUAAUUCCGUUAAAUCUUUAAGCUCUGUAGCCCCUCCGCACAUGUCUCACCCUCCCGACAUCCAUCAGCAAGAAUCUUCAAACUAUUUGGUUUAUGCAAGGCCAGGCUUAACAGUAUCUAGCGAAGGAUCUGGUCAUCAUGAAAUGCAUUCUCCCAAUUCCAUUCAAAAUCACGUCGGAAGUAUAAAGUACGGAUCAGUUUCUCGAAAACCUUGGAUUCACGAUCUUUUACAAAAAGAGUUUAUUAAAACACAAAAGCUUUCGACCACCACUGUUGCCAGCUCUCACGUGGAAACAGCAAAAUCUCAAAUUCAGGCAAAUUUUGAGCCUAUUGCAGGUCCAACCCUAGAUACAACCACUACUACUGUCUCCUAUAUAAGGCCCACAGCAAACACUUUUGUCAAUAGUAACAACACAACGCAAACGACACCUGUUUACAUUACGACAACUAAUAGAUACACUAGCCCACCCGCCAGAACCACCGCUACCACUACUACUACGCAUCCUACAAAAGCUAGUACAACUAAAUUAAAUACAACACGUUUACUAAUACCCAAUAGCAGUAAUCUGUCUCAUCGUCCCACUGUAGCACCUAUGAAAAUGACGACUGACUCUAUGUUCUCGCAUUACAAUCAGCCCGAAAAACCGUUGCAAGGUCCAAUGUAUCUUAUUAUUGAAGGUCACUCGAAAGUCAAAACAUAUGGUAAAGGCGAACUUGAUCCCCAUAAACCAAAAAUUGUACCUAUUAUACCCAAACGUGAACCGGUAGUUAGGAGAGGAGAUCCCAAUGAAAAAAGAGGUACGCCCGAGACAUUUAACGUGAAACAUUUGCACAUCAGAACGGAACCGACCAAGCUGAUGAGCUCUACAACAACACGGAAACCGAUAACAAUGCCUACGAUUCCAAAAGCAAGAUAUACCACAAAAGUAACUCAAAAGCCGGGUAGAAUGCCCACUACUACGAAGAGUGCCGUAAUCACGAAUGCAGCUACAAAAACCUUCAAUCCAUCUAAACUAAUUGUUACAACUACAUCCACUACGAAGAAACCAAUAUCUACCAAGGAACCAAAAUUUCAACGUAAAGAAUUUAAAUCGCCGCCAAGGGAUGUAAAAGCCAACGUGAUCCCAAAUGCUUUAGAAGUUACGAAAAAUUUCAAUAAAACUAUAAAGAACGAGGAACCGAAUGCUAUGCAAGACUUUUUCAGUUUAUUAGAUUCCUCUCUAGAUAGUUUACUAAAGAAUAAUGACUUAACCGAUUCUGCUUCAGCUACUACAGAGACUUACCAGAAUGACAUAACAAAAUUGAAACCAGUUAAUGCAAAUAUUGAAGGAAGAGUUAGCACUAGAUUCAAUAGUAUAUUGGCGGACCAAGAUGUUACGGUAUCCACUACUACUGCAACUUUACCUCGUGAAACGAGACAAAUUUUCGAUUACGAUCAGUUACCUGAGGCGAGAAAAAAACCGAAAGAGAAUGUUAAUUACAGCGAUUUUUAUGAAGACGAAGAUCGAGAAGAAGAUUUCUCAGAUAAGGCCGACGAAGAAGAAGAGGAAUAUGAAGAUGAUGAUAUUGAAGAUAAUGAAGAUCACGAAGAUAAUGAUCAUAUACAAAUAAUAAAGCGUAUUGAUCAGUUUGUUGGCAGUCAAAGUGACGAGAAUACAGAUCAAUUAGAAAAUUUUGACACAUUUAGCGACCUCAUCGAUGACGAAGGAGACAUCGAACUAGAAUAUUCCACAGAUAAAGAAAACGAGAAAACGUAAUCCUAAGUAUUUAAACAUUAUUUUUUUUCUUUUUUGGGA